AUGGCUGCAAAUCAAACAGCCUACAUCAACUGGCAACUACGUAUCACAACCAAAACUCGUCCUGAGAUCGUGAACACAUGGACGGGACUUGAUCCACGAGCGCAACGGCUGGAGGCGAGGAACGCUGUGGCUGCGAACAUGGGGGAUGGUUUACUUCGGGAUGGCACAGCUCCUCCUAAUGCCGGCGCAGCGCAAUUGCAAGCGCAAGCACAAAUACCACCAGCAGCAACAGUCCAGCAAGCCCUGCCACCAGCGCAAGUACCAGCGCAAGUAUCAGCCGCUCCAGCCGCACCAGCAACAGCACCAGCAACAGCACCAGCAACAGCACCAGCACCAGCAACAGCACCAGCAACAGCACCAGCAACAGCACCAGCAACAGCACCAGCAACAGCACCAGCAACAGCACCGGCGGCUUCGCCAUCGCGGAGCUCCGAAGUCUCGCCCGAAGAUCCCGCCGGCCCUUCCUCUGGUCGAUUGGCACAGCGUGCGUACGCUCAGCUUGCACGAAACGAUGGAUCAGGGUUGGAUGCGUUCGGCGAAGGAGACGGUGUUAAUGCAGCCACUUCACCGCAGAGCUAUCCGCCGGCCGCACCUCCACUUGGAGCCGCUCUGGGUGAUGUUGUCGCCAGUGGCGUUUCUCAACUGCCUCUUGAGUCGGCACCUGAGGGUGACACAGGCGAGCCAUCCUCGCCACUCUCGUCUGACUUUACUAGCGAUAAGUCUUCCGAGAACUCUGAAGGCGGGACGUACACUGAAGAAGGUUUUCCUUACGACAAAAGUGGUGAUGCGAGGAAGAUCGCGCACCGCUAUUUCGCCAACAAGGAGAUAGGAGGAAAGUUCCUACACAAACUGAUUGAUGAUGAAAAUGAUGAAGACGAAGAUGAAUGGAUUGCUAAGCCCGAGUAUCUGGGGAGCGGCGGCUUUGGCCUUGUGCAGCUGUGGCUCAAGGUACAUGAAGGGAAGAUCGUGGACCGAGUGGCGACCAAGGAUAACUUUUGCCCCCACGGCUCGUGGACUGAUUGGACAAAGUGGUUUGGAGAUGCGAAAGACAUGUCAAGUAACCAGCAUAUCGAGAUCAAGAUCAUGCAGUUAUUGACAGAGCAAGGACGCAAUGGAUCUUCUCACAUCGUGGCCUACAGAGCACAUCAACGGAGAGACAACGAUCUGUGGUACCGCAUAUACAUGGGCUUUUGUCCUCAGGGAGACUUGGAUGAUCUUAUCCAACGACACGAGUUCAUUCCUGAGCCCGCGAUCUGGUCGAUACUUAACGACAUGGUCUCAGCAUUGCUACUACUGGAGUACGGUGACGCUCAAAGAGAUUCCAAGCAGAAAGAUUGGAAAAACAUCGUCCAUCGUGAUCUGAAGAACCCGAACAUCCUGUUGGAUGCGCCGGAUCCCAAUUCUGAUUUCCCCAACUAUCCUCAUGCCAUGCUGGCAGACUUUGGCCUAGCUAUCAUGACCGACGACGACGACGAAAACAAUCCUCUAGCUUACAACAAUGGUACCCCAUCAUCCUAUGAGCAAAACCUUAUCAUGUCUGAAGCACUCGCUAACCUUUUUGCUCUUCUGUUUGUAGGCUCAGGGACCGAACAGUGGCAAUCUCCUGAACAGAUGCGUUUCGUUUACGAACAACAUCACACGGCGUGGCCCAAGAACAUCUGGCAACUCGGAGAGUGGACCAACGUCUUUGCACUCGGACUGGUCCUCUUUCGAUUGAUGGGUGCACCAUACCGACCUCGUUUCCGCAGGCCACAGGCGGAGCCCGUACUCGUACCACCCUUGAUACUCAGAUAUUCUGGGACGCUGAGGAAGAUUGCAACAAAGUGCGUUAGGUUCGAUCCGGACCGGCGACCAUCCCUCGGGGAUCUUAGGACCAUGAUAGAUCGGCACACCGGCAUCAAUGGCCAGGACGACAAGGCUAAAGGUCUCAGGACCGGAACCACCUCGACUGAUGGCGUGCCAUACAGCCUCUCACUGAUGGAGGAAGAAUACAAUAUUGGCAUGGCUUACCCGUGA
Messenger RNA from Saxophila tyrrhenica, 2016 nucleotides. RefSeq lists its product as uncharacterized. The record is from RefSeq and is a predicted model, not a curated record. The coding region runs from base 1 to 2016 and encodes 671 amino acids. The transcript has 5 exons. Gene Ontology annotation, molecular function: protein serine/threonine kinase activity; ATP binding. Lineage: Eukaryota; Fungi; Ascomycota; Dothideomycetes; Mycosphaerellales; Extremaceae. Gene Ontology annotation, biological process: protein phosphorylation; chromosome segregation. Gene Ontology annotation, cellular component: cytoplasm; centrosome; nucleus.